UGCCUUUCUCGGUUUCCCUCGGCGGGUGGCGAGGGUCUGGUGGAAGAGCCUCCGGGACGCACUUGGGCCGGAUUUGAGGGGGGGGGUGGGGGGGCGGGGAGGGACCUGCGGCUUGCGGCCCCGCCCCCUUCUCCUGCUCGGCCUGGCGAGCGGCUAAGCCCGCCUCCCGCUCCGGCCGGCCCGGGGGCCGCGUCCCCGGGGCACCCUCGUCAGUCUAGGCCUGGGCUUCUCUGCUUGCCGGUUGUCGGCGGGCGGCCGAGGUACCCCCCCUCCAUGGUGGGUUUCGGAGCCAACCGGCGGGCUGGCCGCCUGCCCUCCUUCGUGCUGGUGGUGUUGCUGGUGGUGGUGGUCGUCCUCGCCUUUAACUACUGGAGCAUCUCCUCACGCCACGUCCUGCUUCAGGAGGAGGUGGCCGAGCUGCAAGGCCAGGUCCAGCGCACCGAGGUGGCCCGCGGGCGUCUGGAGAAGCGCAAUUCCGACCUCCUGCUCUUGGUGGACACGCAUAAGAAGCAGAUCGACCAGAAGGACGCCGACUACGGCCGUCUCAGUAGCCAGCUGCAGGCCAGGGAGGGCCUGGGGAAGAGAUGCGAGGAUGACAAGCUUAAACUACAGAACAACAUAUCUUAUCAGAUGGCAGACAUUCAUCAUUUAAAGGAGCAACUUGCUGAGCUGCGGCAGGAGUUUCUUCGACAAGAAGACCAGCUUCAGGACUACAGGAAGAACAAUACUUACCUUGUAAAGAGGCUAGAAUAUGAAAGUUUUCAGUGUGGACAGCAGAUCAAGGAAUUAAGAGCACAGCAUGAAGAAAAUAUAAAAAAAUUAGCCGACCAAUUUUUGCAGGAACAGAAGCAAGAGGCCCAAAAAGUUCAAGCAAAUGAUAGAAAAGAUUUGGAUAUAAAUGAUCAUGUCGUACCUAACAAUAUUCCAAAAGAAGUUGAGAAUGCUGCAGAUAAGAAUGAAGAGCCCUCAAGCAAUCAUAUUCCACAUGGCAAAGAACAAAUCAAACGAAUUGGUGAUGCAGGGAUGCCUGGAAUAGAAGAGAAUGAUGUAGCAAAAGUCGAUGAACCGCCUGCUGCUUUAAAGAAGCCCCCUGUUUUAGUUUCUCCACAUGGAAGCCACCAAGCAAUCUCUCAGCUUCCAACUGGACAACCUCUUUCCCCAAAUAUGGCUCCAGAUUCACAUGUAAACCACAAUGGAAACCCUGGUACUUCAAAACAGAGCCCUUCCAAUUCCAAUCCUCUUCAACGUUUACUUCCAGGCUCAAACAUGGAGAGUGGACCCAGAAUUCAACCAGAUGUACUAAAGCAGGCAACUAAGGGCAGAGUCAGUGAUUUCCACAAACUGAAGCAAAGCCGAUUCUUUGAUGAGAAUGAGUCCCCUGUUGAUCCGCAGCAUGGCUCUAAACUGGCGGAUUAUAAUGGGGAUGAUGGUAACGUAGGUGAGUAUGAGGCAGACAAGCAGGCUGAGCUGGCUUACAAUGAGGAAGAAGAUGGUGAUGGUGGAGAGGAAGACGUCCAAGAUGAUGAAGAACGAGAGCUUCAAAUGGAUCCUGCAGACUACGGGAAGCAGCGUUUCAAUGAUGUCCUUUAAGUCCCACAGGGAAAUGUCACAAAACCUAAAGUGCUGUAAAAUUGAAUCAUUUCUACUUUGUCAUUUUUGACUUUCAUUGUAAAGAUCAGUUGUAUCAGUUGUAAAGAUACAUUGAAAUAGAUUUAAGGAAAAACUUUAAUGAAGGAAUGUACUCAUGUACAUAUGUGAACUUUUUCAUAUUGUAUUAUUAAAGCAGAGACUUUUUUGGUUAUGACACAGUUGAGCCAAAAAUAGUUAAUCUUUGCAUUUAAAGCAAACUAAUGUAUAUUUCACACUUUAUGGAGCCUAAUUUUUCCACAGUAGACAAGCAGGAGAAAAUGUUUGUACAGGUUAUAGUUUGCACAUAGCAUAACCAGAAUGAAAAGAGUUAUUCAGCUGAAUAAAUUUUAUAUACUAAUAUAUUCCUGUUAGCCCAACAGGUGUUCUAUGUACCCCUCAUGUAAUGCUCUUUAAGGAAUUAUGGCAAAUUACAUGAGGGGAAACUGGAUGCUAGCCUGGGCAAUGUGUACAGUGUCACUUCCCUGCUUUUAUUUUACAUGGGUGCUGAUGUGUUUUGGCAGAUUAACUUUCAGCUGAAGCCUGCUGAAAGUUGAGAUAACCUUCAAAGAAAUAACAGUAUUUAUGUUAUUUCUUAGUUCUUGAAAUUGUGGAGUGCAUGAUUGACAGUAUAUUUUCAAUUUUUAAUUUUCAAGUACUGUUAACUAUAGUCAGCACUGGCUAAAAUUUUUACUUUCAGAGUUCAAGGUGGUGAGGAUAAUCAUCAUUUAAAUGUCACAUCUUGAAAGGGGCUACAUCUACCUUGAAAUAAAUCUUCAAUCAGUAUUUCAAAGCUUUUUCUGACAGCUUUAGUGAUCUUAUUUGACUGGACUUUUUCAGAGUUACUAAAUAAGGACUUUUAACAGGUUUUUAUUAAUGCACAGAUAAAUAGAAGUGCAGUGAGGUCUACAGGUGUUUUAUUAAAGUAGCUUAAAAGUUUGUAAUAAAAUGAAUCUUUAUAAUUACUUAAUAUUAGUUAAGAACCCAUAUUUUCCAGACUUACAAAAUUAUUUUCAGUGCAUUUUGUCUCUUUUGAUCAGUAGCAUGUGUAGACUAGCUAAUCCUUGAUUUCUAGGAUUUAAAGGACUUAUAAAUUUUAUCUCACUCCCUGAAAACAAAAGCUUUUAAUUAUGAGGGGGAAACUUAAGGUUGUUAACCCUAUUUUUUUACAAGGGCUAACUAUUAAUUGUAGAUUAAUACCGCUGGCAUAGCUCAGUGGUAGAGCACUUGCCUACGAUGUGUGGGGCCCAAGAUUUCUCAACAUUGAACAAUAAAUAAGCAGAUAAAUCAGAAACAUUUCCCCACACACUAAGAUUCCAGUCAAAAUUCAAAUUUGCAGAACUAAAGAAAUCCUUCACACUCGAAGAGGUAUUCAAAAGAUUUAAGGUUUCAGUUUAAAAUUCCUUAAUCAUCAGGAAAUGAUUUGGUAAUUUAAUGAAAUUGCUUUUUUCUAUAUCAAAGCAAAUGAUUCAUACUUUUGUUAUCACUAAGAUCAGUCCUACAAUGAAGUACUGUGAUGGUUCACAGAACUUUUAAGAUGCAGUUAAAGGAAAGUGAUACAGGUCCUCUGGGCAUUGGCAUGGGGAGAUAAAUCUAAAAAUACUCUUGGUAAUACUUCAUAUAUAAUAUUGUGAAGUUUUUAAAAUAAAAACCAUGAAAUUAUCUGCCUUAGUUCCUUUGACAUAAAAGGUCAUUUGGUUGUAUGGUAGCUAUUACUUACACAGCAAAAAUUUUCUUCAAUUAGCAGCCUAGACAUUUUAUAAACAAAUCUUGGACCAAUCAAUAACCUUUCUGACUGUAUUAACAUUGUAGUGUUAUGUGAGUCUCCUAGAAUUCUGACAUUCUGCAAGUCUCUAUUAUACAUGCUGUUUUUUAAUAAUGUUUUACUUCUGCCUUAAGGUUUAGUUUUUUUUUUUUAAUGUAUUUUGCCCUGAAUUAAGUGUUAAUUUGAUGGGAACUCUGCUUUUAAAAUCAUCACUUACUGGGUUCUAAUAAAUUAAAAAUUAAACUUG
Molecule: messenger RNA, 3638 nt
Organism: Dipodomys spectabilis (banner-tailed kangaroo rat)
Lineage: Eukaryota; Metazoa; Chordata; Mammalia; Rodentia; Heteromyidae
Gene: Golm2
Product: golgi membrane protein 2
Source: RefSeq, a predicted model, not a curated record